Messenger RNA from Ornithodoros turicata, 2528 nucleotides. RefSeq names its product zinc finger protein 141-like. The coding region runs from base 82 to 606 and encodes 174 amino acids. The record is from RefSeq and is a predicted model, not a curated record. Lineage: Eukaryota; Metazoa; Arthropoda; Arachnida; Ixodida; Argasidae. Gene Ontology annotation, cellular component: nucleus. Gene Ontology annotation, biological process: regulation of gene expression. The transcript has 4 exons.
AACAUUUCCGCUUCCUCCACAGUUAAAUUUGUAAACAAACAUGGUAGGCAUGCGUUGAAAAAGUGAGCUUGAUGUGCAGCAAUGAAAGUGAAACGAAAGCCCAGUCCCAGCUUUUCUUGUGGAGGAUGUAAGCGUUCUAUCAAGACAGCUCACAACUUUGAACUGCAUCGAAGAUCUUGCAAGAAAGCCAAGCGGAAAGAGCUGGAAGACAUGCUGCUUGAUCAAGCGAGGACGAUUCUAAAAGACCACGCAACUCAUCGGAGGGUUGACAGUGAAGUUUCCAGCUGUAGAAAAGGAUACGUAUGCGAAUUCUGUGACAAGACCUUUGAGCUGUUCAGCAACUUGAAUCAGCACCGGAGGUUGCAUUCCUGGCAACGACCGUACUCCUGUCAACAUUGCGGAAUCAGGUUUUCAAAAGAGAAAGCACUGCAAGAGCACGUGGAAAUCCACGACACGUGCGACAUUCCGCGGACCUGCGUCAUAUGCGGGGAACACAUCGUCAGCGUGCGUGGCUUCGUGUGGCACCUGAAAGCUGUUCACAAGAACCUCAUGCACAAUUUGGAACUCGAAGGAUGGGAUCACGACAUACUUGCACCUUCAGUUUAGACGUGCGUAAUGUUUUAGCAGUGUACAGUGCACGUUGGUCACAUCAUGUUCACGUUGAGACACAAAAGUCGACUCGUUAGGACAGACGUGUUGCUAUCAUUUCGAUUUUUGUGUUUUUUUAAAAAUGUGGUUCGUACGACCAUGACAAGUAAAUUUUCUUAUAUAGUUUGGAUUCUCAACGCAACGUAACGACGAUCGAAAUUCAUGUACAAGGGGCGUGUAUAGAGUUGAAGGAAUGGAGGUUCAGCAAUGACGGUCGGAGGGAAGAUCUCACAUAUUCCCCACCCUACUUCUGAGCCCAAUUAAUGAGCUGGCCAUUGUUGCGGAACUCUUCAUUCAGUGUGUUUAGGAAUUGCUUCUCCUCCACAAUCAUGUCAUCAUCAUCAUCAUCCUGAAAACACUUUCCACACCUACGUAGAAAGAGGAACCAGUCGCUAGGAGCAAUGCUGGCCAUGGUACGAGGCAAAAUUUUGUAACUCGAGGAGGUCUCACCAUUUCCUGUGGAGCAGACGGCCGCCCCUUUGUGAGCUUUCCGCUGCGCUUUGCCUGAAAGGAGCGUGGAACGACAACAAAAAAAAAAGAAAAACAAGAAAAGUAAAGAAGGAGAUAUUGGGAAAACUAGAAACCCCGGGAUAUAUGUUCGUGCAAAAAGUAUGACACCAAUCCUGGUGUGCAAGAGGGUAAAAAAUGUACCUUCCCUCAAAUCAGUCACCCAAUACGUAGUGAGGCCUUCUCCUUUUCUUCCUUUAUUAUUACAUUCGCAUUUCGCGGUGCCCCUCUCGAUUGGUAGCUUUAGCAGACGACUCUCGACAGCCAAUAAAAAUUGCUGAUGGACUCCAUGUCACAACAUGCCAGGAUUGCACGCCUCGCAUUAUUCUAAACUGAUUUUCUCGGAAAAAAAUGGCACUUCCCAAAGAAAAUAUUUUGCGUGAUGUUUCUUGAAGGUAGCAUGCUUCAUAUUAAUGUCCCUCAUAAUCUAAUGUCCCUCAAGGGACGUUUGGAGGUAUAUUGAAAUAAAUAAAUUAAUAUUACACGGUAAAGGAAUAUGUAAGAAUAUGAAUCAGUAGCUCAGCAUAAUAUUUUCCUGUAACAGUAACAAUCUGCGAGGAGCACACUAUGGCAGACCUCCCCCGACAACGCCACCGUGUCGGCCAUUUUUGGUGGCGGUGAGUUUGUACGCUGCCACGGUUCGCUUUGUACAUUUGUCUCUGGAUCAUAGCGGCAACCCCAGCAUUCAUCCUUAGUGAUUAGACAAUAAAACAAAUCCUCAGGAUCGCUCUCGUACAGCUGCAACAUUUCUACGGCUGCUUCCUAGCAACCUUCGUGAUGCGCGGGUCAUCGUGAAGAAUGUUGUGAACCAUGUUCAUAAUUUAAAGGGACAAUGAAGGGGUGUUUUAAAAAAAAAAAUCUGGGUACUUUGUGAAGAAUGGGCCCUCAAGGAGGACUUUUAUCCAAAAACGUAUCCGAUUUUUGCCAUAUUGCAUUCGACGCAAGCGUAGUUCCCACACAAAAAAGCGUCGGUUAAUAACUAAGGGUUUCACGACCACCAAAGGACAUAGGCCCGCGUGAGAGGCCCGUUUCUGAGAUGUCAGGAUUGCAGCAUUAAAAAAAAAAAAGGACUUUCAUAGUUUGCCUACAAAGAAAUGGAAAGAAUGAAAAUUUUAUACAAAUUGUUAGCGUAAAGUUUUCCAAGCCAGCUGGCCAAUGGUCGUCGAAAAAUGGAGUCCACUUGCAAAUAAAGUGGUACACUGCUUGUUGCAUUGUGCUUAGAAGUGCGAUGGAUUAGGCAGUAGUUGAAACAACAACACAACGAUUUUAUUGAGUGCAACUUUUUAAGUAAAUUCGGGUGUCGGCAAGCUUUGCAUUCGACCACAAGGUUUAUGACAAGAUCACAAUAUGAAAUAUAUAUGUUAACAAAAAUA